Tetrahymena thermophila SB210 is the source of this 3807-nucleotide messenger RNA. RefSeq names its product transmembrane protein, putative. The record is from RefSeq and is a predicted model, not a curated record. NCBI's taxonomy places the organism in Eukaryota, Ciliophora, Oligohymenophorea, Hymenostomatida, Tetrahymenidae. The transcript has 6 exons.
AUGGAAUUUUUGAAAAACUUUGAUAUUUUCUCUUAGCCUAUUGAAUUUAAUUCCUAUAAUUAAAAAAUAAGAAAGAGAACCUUCUUCGGAGCAUUCUUAACUAUUUCUAUAAUAAUAACGACUCUGAUAUAUUUCAUUUAUUUGCUAAACCUGUUUUUUACUAAUCAAAUUGACCCUAAAUUUAGAAUGCAAACUUUUGUUUCAAAAGAUGCCAUAGACAUUCCUUUAGAUAAUGAGUUUGUUGGGUUUCAGUUCUCAUACAAUAAAAUGAAUGGUUUAUAUUAAAGCUUAAGUGAAAUAGAAGCUCAUUAAAAUAAGACAUACAUUGUGUUUAUACCUAUUUUAUUUUAGUCAAAUGCAACGAGUUACAAUGUUACACGUCUAAAUAUGACAAAAUGCUAAAAUUAACUUUUAGAUGGUUAUGAUUGCAUAGACUUUGAUAGCUAUAAAAACUUAUCUUUAACUAUGGACAACAAACUAAAUCUUAAAUCUUACUUAGUUAUUACAGCUUACAGAUGCUAAGACACUGAUUCAAUAAAAACUUUUGUUCCUAAUAAUUGUGCAAAUGCUAGUCAAAUAGAUAAAGCAGUCAUAUAUGGACAACAAAAUAUAAGAUUAAAGACCACAUAAUUUAAUACAACAUCAAAUAAUAUUGAAACCAAUUUUAAAAAUUAGUUUAUGCAAAAUUUUAAUGGCUAAAUAGGUAUAGGUUCAAUUCAAACAACUAAGCAGAUAACUAAUGUAAAAUCAGGGUUUUUAAUUCAGAAUUAGGAAACAUUUUAUGGCCCAAUAUCACACACUUUCUCUCAACAAACUUUAGAUAAAGCUAGUUAUAUCUAGCAAACAGGAAAUAAAUUGAUUUAUGAAAUUUACAUAAGUGUUGAUGAGAAUAUUUAGCUUUUUAGUAUAUAAUAUCCUACCUUUCCUGAUAUCUUGGCUCUUUGUAAUAGUACCUUUAGCUUUAUGAUGAUUUUAGGUUUCUUUGCUAGAAAAAUAACUCAAAACAUGAUACUUUAAGAGAUGUUCAUCUUAAUUUUACAAAAUAUUUAUUAAGAGACUUAUUCUAAGAUAUUGAAAAUAAACAAAUUUGUAAAUUUCAGCUUGGAUUUGUAGCUUAAAUAAAUGUAAGUAGAUAAAAAGGUAGAAGAACCAGUAAGCAAAGAAGAAGAAGAUUAAGAAGAUGAUGAUGAAGAAGAAGAAGAUGAUAAAAUUUCAGAAAAAUCUAUCCCUAAAAUGGUACCAUUUGCUUAGCCUAAGCUAGGACUAACUAGGUUUAUAAUAAAUGCUGAUUCAGUUAACUAAGAGCAAUAGUCGUUUUAAGAUUAGAACUCUAUCUAUUCUUGUAUUGAACAAAAAGCAGAAUUAAUUAGGUAAGAUUGUGGAGGUAGGAUUUAAAGUGCUAAAGGGCUAUGUAUAAAAAGAAAUAAUUCUAUCACAAAUAAAAAUACAAAUUAGUCAAUUGAACAAAAAAAUAAAUUCAAAAUUAAUUUAAUUAAUUAAAAUUCAACAAAAAUAGAUUCCCCUUCUUCACUCAAUUUUAUCCAGUAAUAGAAAAGCUCUAUUUAAUAAGAUAAAUAAUAAAGGGUAUAUUAAUGUAAUUAAAUUGAAACAGAUUCUUUAGAAAACUAAAGUUUCAAGUAGAUAUUAAUCAAAAAAAUAAAAACUCUAAGUGAAAAACCAAUUUCGUAGAAAGUAUAAAACCUUCUAUUUAAAACAAGGCUAUGCAAAAAAAGGAUGUUUUUAGAAUCUUAGGGAUUGAACAGAUAAAUGAUAAUUGAUAUUGAAGAAUAAGUAAAUGAUAGUUUAGACUACUUUAAGAUUUAUAAAGACAUUCUUAUGUUAAAGAAAGCUAUAUUUAUUCUUUUAACAAAAGAGCAGCUUGCAGCCUUACAACUAGUAGGUUUUUCGGAUAAUUAAGCUCGAUCAUUAACAGAUUUGAAUUCUAAGAUAGAUAUAUUUUCAGCAUAAAUUGGCUAAAGAGAUAAAAAUUAUUUUGAAGAGCAAUUUAAUAUACACAAAUCAAGCGAAGUACAAGCCUAAUACAUUUAAUAAUUUUUAUUAAGAUGCUAAAAAUAACAAAACACGAUUCCAAUAGCAUACUUUUUUUAUUAUGGCACAAAUACAACAGUUAUUUAACUUAACAUCACUAAGUGCUCUAAUAGCAAUCUUGUAGGCUAUAAUUGCAUAGAUUUUUCAAGUAUAUCAAAUUACACAUUAAUGUAAAGUGGAAAGAAAGAUAUAUAAUCUAAACUUUAUUUACUUAUCUAUUCUUGUUCAACUAUUGAUGACUUCAAAAAAACUGUACCAGAUAAUUGCGCCAGCUAAGAUGAAAUAGACUAAUUUGUGAAUAGCGAAUAAGCAGGUCUAAAUCUGAAGCUAUACACUUCUCAGUACAAUACAACUUCGUAGUAAAAUUAAAUAAAUUAUUUGAAUAAGCUAAUUUAUCCAUUUUAAGAUUAAUUUGUUUUGAGUACAAUAUAUGCUUAAUAGUAAGUAACUUAAAUAAGCUAAGGGCUUUUCAUUCAAUCAUAAUCUUAAUAUUCUAGCCCAAUAAACUAUAAUUUGUAAAGUAAUAUUGUUGGCUAAUAAUAGAAUGAUCCUUACAUAGAAGUUGAGUUAUAAAUGGAUUAAAUUGUUUAGCAAAUCUCAAUUCAAUUCUCAACAAUUCCAGAAAUUUUAGCUUAAGUGAAUUCAAUUUUUGCUUUACUUCUAACUUUUGGUUUCAUUUUUAGAAUUUUUUCUCAGAAAGAAAUACUUAAAGAUUUUUUCUUUGUGUUUUUAUAGAAUAUGUAUUAAGAUACAUAUUAAAAAUUACUAAAGGCAAAUAAAUUAAUUGAAGAGAAACCAUAAAGUUAAUCAAUUCAACCAAAUACAUAACUCACUAAUGAAUAAGAAACAUAAGAAAAAGAAAGAUUUAACAAUAUAUUUUUACCUUUAUUUUAAUCUAAAUUUAGAAAUUACAUCGAAUAGAGUCAAUAAAGCAAAUAAAAUAAUUCUGUAUGUACAAUUGAAAAAGAUUAAAUACAAAAUACAGAAAAUAGUAAAAAUAAUGAUUUAUUAUUUACAGAUUCUGAACAACCAAAUCAAUAAUCUAACACAAUAAUAAACAAGUAAAUAAAUAUAAAAUAAAUGUGUUCACUUGGAUAAAAGAUAAAAAAUUAAUCCAGUUAAAUUUAAAUUUCUAAAUUUAAAAAUUCAUAGUAAGAAAUUGGUAAUGAUAGAGAGAGAAUUUUAAGUGAUUUGAAUAAAAAUGUAACAAAUUCAAAUCUAAGUAUUAAAUUAAGCUCUGAUAGCAACUAUGAAUAUUUAAUUUAAAAGUUAAGAAAUAUUUAAGAUGCAAAAAUCUUUGAAAAAGCUAAAAAAUUUAUUUUCUUGAAAACAUCUUAAUUUAAAUUGUUAAAAACUGCAAAUUUGUGGAAAAAUAAGAAAAAAGACAAAGAUGAAACAUGUGAAUUUUAGUCUCAUAAAAAUAUAAUAGAAUAAUAAAUCAAUAAAUAACUUAGUAUUUUAGAUUUAUAUAAAGACUUUCUAUUUAUUAAGAAGUCUAUUAUGAUGCUUCUGAGUAAAGAAUAAUUAGCUGCCAUGCAUCUAGUAGGAUAUUCUUCUGAGUAUUAAACAGAUCAAAUAAAAUUUUAAACAUAAAGUAAUUAAAGUUUCAAAAGUUACUUCGAAGAGCAGUAAGAUAUCCUGAAUUCAUAGGAUUUAUAAUGCAAGUAUAUUUAGUAAUUUUUUUAGAAAUUCUAAUACAAAAUUGAUAACGAGUCAGACAUUGAUAAAAGAAUAAUAUCUACAAUCAGAAAACAGUGA